GAUGACGUGCUUUGGUCGGGACCGGGUGAGUGGCGCAGAGCUGAAGCACCAUGGUUGCUCGCCGCCUCCUACUGGUUGGGGAGGGGAAUUUCUCCUUCGCCGCCUCUUUGAGCGAGUUCCAAGGGCCCGGCACUAAUCUCAUCGCCACCUGUCCCCAGGAACCCACAGCCCUGAUCGGGGAUCCAGUGUUCCAGGAGAACCUACAACGCUUGCGCGAGCGAGGUGCUGAGGUGCGCUUUGGAGUGGACUGCACCCAGCUGGCAGAUGCCUUUGCAGCGGAUGGCUGGAAGUUUGAUCGCAUUUAUUUCAACUUUCCUCACUGCGGACGCAAAGCUGGAGUGGCGAAGAACAGGCAGCUCCUGGCCAGGUUUUUCCAGAGCUGUGCUGAUGUCCUUGCAGAGAAAGGGGAGGUCCAUGUAGCAUUGUGCAGAGGACAAGGCGGAACUCCAGCUGAUUGUCCCAGGAGAGAAUGGCAUAAUAGUUGGCAAGUAGUGGCUAUGGCAGCCGCAGGAGGACUCAUCUUGAGCAGCAUUCAUCCUUUCAACUCUGAUGCUGUGCCAGGGUACAAGUGCACUGGAUACAGGAGUCAGAACAAGGCCUUCCAUGUUGAAGGUGCUUUGAACCAUGUCUUCACCCGGAGCUUACCUUUUCAAGAAUCCCAGCCCAUGAUCUGCAGAGUUAGAUUGGAUGAUCAUUGGCUUUCCUUCUCUGUACCAGAAGCCCUGGUAGGGAAGAUAAACAGGGGUUUCCUUGAAACAAAUUCAAGUCAUCCUGUCAAGAUCAUAAAUGAAAAGCUGAUUGCUGAGCUUGGUAAAACUAUGUCACUUCAAAGGCUGAAAUGCCCAGCUCCUUUGCUUCCAGAGAAAGGUUGUGAUAGUCACAUUGCCUGGAGCUCUGACACUCCAUCAGCUUCCUUUUGGAUCGUUUCCCAAAAAGAGAAAAUUCCACAUUCUGAGUUACUGGUUGGUGAAACAAGAUGUGAUAUGGAGGAGUUCCUGGAGUCAUUUUCAAGGCUCCAUCUUGAGAAAGACACUGAGUGGAACAGAGAACAAAAGAUCCAGAGGAAAAUCCAAAGCCCAACAAAGUUCCAUCUCAGACCUUCCCUUCUAGUUUAUGCACAGGAUAUCAUCCAAGGAUCCGACUUCUUCCCAGGGUCUCUGCACAUCCUCAGUGGUCCUGUGUUUAGGAAAUGCCUUAUUUCACCUUUCACGCUGCCAGCAUUUCAUGAGACUUUACUUAUUCAUGGGUUUAAUAAAAAAAUGAAUGAUUCCUCUCUGCAGUUUUUCCUGGGACACCUGAAAGGCUCUCUAUGUGGCCUUCUGACACAGAGAUUGCCAAAUGGCCCUGAACUGAGCAGCUCUCUGACAUUUAAGCCUAAGAAGAACAAAAAAAACUACAUGAUUUGUGUUAAGCCUCCCAAUUUUGGCCCAGAUGAAAUUGUUGGUCUGGUUAUUGGGUCUAUCAUAACAUCUGCUACAAGCCAAGUACACAAAGACUUGGAUUUUGUAUUUGCAUCUGUGAACCUGGAUCUUUUAGCCAUGCUGGUGUGGGGGAUCCCUGACUGGAGAAUUUUAUGGACCUUCGACGAACGUUUUCUGGGUCAUUUUGUCCCUGGAAAAGUGGAACCCUUUAAGACUUUUUCCCUCUAUCCUCCAUCUUAUGUACAUGAUGUUAGCUUUUGGCUAGAUGAGAAGAAAGGGUUUGAUGAAGUAGAGUUUCACACUUUGGCCCGAGCUGUGUCUCAGGAUAUGAUCAUAUCCAUCCAGCUCCUUAAUCGCUUCCAGCACCCCCAAACUGGACGGGUCAGCCUUUGCUAUAGACUGACCUACCAGACUUGUGACAGAGCUCUAAGUCACCAACAGGCAAUAAUGAUUCAAAACCGGUUUAGGACUGAAAUACAGCAGUGUUUACAUGUGACAGUGAGGUAGCUUUGUGGAAUUAUGUCAUUUUCUACAAGUUUUGGCAUAGCUGAAAAGAAUACUAUGUGUUCUUUCUACAUCAAAGACUGUUUCUCAGUUUCUGCCCAGCAGUUAUUUUCCUGAGCCAUUCACAUCUCAACCUAUUGCAUUCUGGUUUCUGUUUCUACCACUUGAUUGAAACUGCUGUGUCCAAGAAGACUCAAAACUCUUAGCUCCUAAAUGCAAUACCUUUUUUCAGUCACUGUUCUUGAGUUCUCUAGCUUUUUAUGCUGCUGACCACUCCCUCCUCCUAAACACUCUGUCUCUGUUUUUCUGACAUUGUCUUCUCCUGGUUCUACCUGUUUUACUAUUUCUUUUCAGUCUUUAUAGCAGCAAAACCAUGUCCUGUUCUCUUUGGAAACUUCCCAACCCUAUUCUGGGCCUUCUCUUCUCUUUGUACAUUCUGUCUUAGUGAUUUCAUCAGACCUCAUGGUUCAGUUAACAUCUCUUUGUCAAUGACUCCAAAAUUUAUAUAUAUCACCUCUUUCCUGAACCUGCUCCACCUACUACCUCAUGAAUAUUUUCAUUUCCUUGUUCCAUAGGCAUCUUAAAUUAAACUUUCUAAAUCAGAAAUCAUUUCCCCUGAAAAAAGCUUACCCUUCUUUCAAAAUCCCUAUUUAUUUUUUUCUACUCCUAUUUUAUUUUUCCCAAUGAACAGGUUAACUCUAUUUUUAAAAUAUAUUUUCAUUGAUAAUUUUGGGGGUUUUUUAUAUCAUCAGAAUCUCCCUCAGUAUUCCUCCACAUACCUUUCUCAGAGAGUCAUGCCAUAUAACAAUUUUUUUAUAAAGAAAAAAAAUCAGAAAAUGUAAUCAAUACAUUACAGAAAUUUGAAAAGAUAUGCAGUGUACAAAUGUGCAAUGAACAAAAGGAGAAGGGUGAGAAUAUCUUCUCAUUUGUCUUUGGGGUCAUACUUAUUUGUACUUUUGCAGCAUUCACUUUUCUCUCUCUCUUUUUUUUUUUUGCUGGGCAAUGGGGAUUAAUUGACUUGCCCAGAGUCACACAGCUAGUAAGUGUCAAGUUUCUGAGGCCGGAUUUGAACUCAGGUACUCCUGAAUCCAGGGACGGUGCUUUAUCCACUGUGCCACCUAGCUGUCCUGCAGCAUUCACUUAUGAUCAUUUUAUGAUUGUGUUUUCCAUUUACAUUGUUGUAUCAAGCAUAUAUUUUUUCUUGGCUCUGCUUCAUGCUGCAUCAAAUUGGGUCUUUCCAUACUUCUCUGUAUUCAUCAUAUUUGCCUUUUCUUACUGUACAGUU
Dromiciops gliroides (monito del monte) is the source of this 3210-nucleotide messenger RNA. It is a transcript of the gene FDXACB1, whose product is annotated as ferredoxin-fold anticodon binding domain containing 1. Gene Ontology annotation, biological process: rRNA base methylation. The record is from RefSeq and is a predicted model, not a curated record. The coding region runs from base 51 to 1928 and encodes 625 amino acids. Gene Ontology annotation, cellular component: cytoplasm. NCBI's taxonomy places the organism in Eukaryota, Metazoa, Chordata, Mammalia, Microbiotheria, Microbiotheriidae. Gene Ontology annotation, molecular function: rRNA (uridine-N3-)-methyltransferase activity. The transcript has 5 exons.